Messenger RNA from Vittaforma corneae ATCC 50505, 303 nucleotides. RefSeq lists its product as uncharacterized. The annotation marks the transcript as partial. Gene Ontology annotation, biological process: SRP-dependent cotranslational protein targeting to membrane, translocation; SRP-dependent cotranslational protein targeting to membrane. Lineage: Eukaryota; Fungi; Microsporidia; Nosematidae. Gene Ontology annotation, cellular component: cytosol; signal recognition particle, endoplasmic reticulum targeting. Gene Ontology annotation, molecular function: GTP binding; 7S RNA binding; endoplasmic reticulum signal sequence receptor activity. The record is from RefSeq and is a predicted model, not a curated record. The transcript has a single exon.
UUGCAGAUAAAGGAACAGAUUGAGAAAGAGAAAAUAGACAGCAAUGCUAACAAGGCAAAAGUGGUGCAUAGAAUAUUUUUUGAAACUCUUGUGAGGUUUCUUGAUCCAGGCAGCAAGCCAUACGAAAUGCAAAAGGAAAAAAGCAAUGUCGUAGUGUUUGUGGGACUACAAGGUUGUGGAAAAACAACUUCGAUAUGCAAGUAUGCAAAUUUUUACAAAAAGAAAGGAUUUAGAGUCGGGAUUGUAUGUGCAGACACGUUCCGAGCAGGAGCUUUUGAUCAGAUAAAGCAGAAUGCAUCUAAG